Messenger RNA from Phalaenopsis equestris, 1104 nucleotides. Its product is annotated as GDSL esterase/lipase At2g04570-like. The transcript is spliced from 3 exons. Lineage: Eukaryota; Viridiplantae; Streptophyta; Magnoliopsida; Asparagales; Orchidaceae. Gene Ontology annotation, molecular function: hydrolase activity, acting on ester bonds. The record is from RefSeq and is a predicted model, not a curated record. Bases 36 to 1085 code for a protein of 349 amino acids.
AGCUCCCCCUUCCCAAUCAAAGAAGCGCAGUGAAGAUGCAGCAGAGGUGUUUGGGCGUGCUCUGUUUGCUCCAUCUUCUACUGCUUCGCUCUUGCGCGGGGAAGGUCCCGGUGAUCAUCGUGUUCGGCGACUCCACCGUGGACUCCGGCAACAACAAUUUCAUCAACACUGUCGUGAAGUCCAACUACGCGCCCUACGGCCGCGACUUUGACGGUGGAAAGGCGACGGGAAGAUUCUCCAACGGUCGACUGGCCACGGACUUCAUCUCCCAAGCCUUCAACCUCUCCCCCACAGUUCCACCUUAUCUCGAUCCAUCUUACGCCAUCAAGGACUUCGCCCACGCCGUCUGCUUUGCCUCUGCUGCCUCCGGCUACGACUACGCCACUUCCAACGUCGCCUCUGCCAUUCCGCUGUGGAAGCAGCUGGAAUACUUUAAGGAUUACAUAGGGAAGCUGCGGAGCUAUCAAGGGGAGGCGAAGGCGACGGAGACGAUAAGGGAGGGUCUGUACAUCAUAAGCAUGGGGACCAACGAUUUUUUGGAGAACUACUAUGCGGUGCCCGGCAGGUCUUCAACUUUCACUGUGGAUGAGUACCAGAACUUCCUCAUCGGAAUCGCAGGGAGGUUUGUGGAAGAGAUCUAUGCCCUGGGAGCUCGGAAGAUUGACCUCACCGGGCUGCCGCCCAUGGGCUGUCUCCCGCUGGAGCGCUCAAUCAACUUCCCGCCGUCUCUGUCUGACGAGUGCAAGCAGGACUACAACAGGGUAGCACGAGACUUCAACUCCAAGUUGAAUAUUUUGAUGGAUAAGCUUGACAAGGAAAAGCCGGACAUCAGCCUGGUUUAUAGCAACAUUUAUGAUUUCUUCGACGCAGUUCUCAAAAGUCCAUCUUCUUACGGGUUUGAAGUGGCGGAAGUAGGUUGUUGUGGUGCCAGCGGGCGGUUGGAAAUGGGCUACUUCUGCAAGUUUCCAUUAACAUGCAAAGAUGCGAGCAAGUAUGUGUUUUGGGAUUCCAUGCACCCCACGCAGAAGAUGAAUAAACUAAUCGCUGAUUAUAUCGUCAACACCACCUUGGCUCGUUUUAUGUGAAUGCGUAGAUAGAUACAUA